UAGAAUUUCAGCACAUGAAAUGAGCGAUCAUUCAUCAUCUGAAGAAAGUGAACCUGGUGUUGAUCAAAAGGAUGGGCAUAUAAAUGGUUCUAAUUUUUUUAGGACCACAGAAAACCAUGUUGAUGUCCAAGCCUUGAAUGAAAAUGAUUAUAACUCAUCAGACAUGGAACCAGAUGACCCUUAUGAUAGAAAUCUGGAAAAAUCGCCCAAUGAUAUUUCUGAAAGUUCUGUUCAUUCCAGCCCUAAAAAACCCGAUUUUCACGACAGUGCCAGUAGCCAAGGUGAUGGCGAUGAAGAUUCCUCUAUAAAAAUAGAUCGUCCUGCUACCAAAGAUUUUAAGGAACUUGUUGAUUCUAAUCUUUUCGAUAAUGAUGAAGAUAGCAGUGAUAAUGAUAAAAAAAUUACGGGUGAUAAAAUAAAAAUGUCCGACAUAUUUGGGUCAGACAAUGAAGAAGAUGUUGAGGAUGGCAAUGCUGAGAAGAUGCAAGUAGACCAACAAAUUGAUUCGACCGAAGAAACAGGAGGUGAAGGAGACCAAGAAGAGGAUGAAACAUUCAGUUCUAACAUGCCAAUAAAAACUUUCGAUGACUCUGACGUCAUUACCGAUAGUACCAACCUGAUGGGAGAGGAAAGAAUUGAUGAUAUUAUAAUAGAGGCCGAAAUGCCUAGGGUGAGACCGGAAAUAUUUUUUGGCGCAACAGCAACAGUUACAAAUAAUAAGGCUAAUUCUAGUGGUGGUAUUGCUAGCAACAAUAAUGAAAUGUAUUUUGUCAAACUGCCAAACUUUUUGAGCGUUGAACCAAAACCAUUUAACGCCCCAACUUUCGAAGAUGAAGUAUCCGGAUUCCUGGCGGCGCCAGAGGAUGAGGACAACAAAACGCGGCUCAAGCUCCGCGUGGAAAACACUGUUAGAUGGAGGUACGCCAAUCAAAAUGAGAAUGACGUCAAUGAUUUUCGGACUAACUCGGAUAAAGAAUCGAACGCCAAGAUCAUCAAGUGGUCUGAUGGGAGUAUGUCACUUCAAUUGGGUUCCGAAUUUUUCGAUAUUUAUAAAACUCAAAUCACGAAUGAUUUCAAUCACCUCUUCGUCAGACAAGGCACUGGCCUUCAAGGCCAAGCUAUUUUCAAAGAAAAAUUAUCCUUUAGACCCCAUUCGACCAACAGUAUAACUCACAGGAAAAUGACCCUAUCUCUGGCGGAUAGAUGCUCCAAGACUCGUAAAUCCAUAAAAGUUUUGGCCGGAACAGACAAGACUAUCAAAGGAGAUCCAGAACUUAUCAAAGCCGAAUUGUACAAAAGAGAAGAAGAAAAACUAAGAGCAUCGUUCAAAAUGGCUUACCAGUCCAAAAAAGUUUCGUGUCAUAAUAAAAUCGGAAUGAAAAAACAUCAUAAAGGAGCAGACGAUCUUUCAAACGAGACAGACGAUUAUUUUGAAACGGGAGGAGCAGACGAUGUCUCCAUAACCGCUAUCAAGAAAAGUGUCAUGAAUAAUUUUCACAGCAGCGGUUUUAAUAAUUCUCGAGGAUACAAUAGCUAUGAAACUCCCAAUUCUAGCGUUAAAGAAUCCAGACCUAAGAUAUAUUCUUCUGACAGUGACGAUGAUUACGGAAAUUCUGUUGAGAAAAAGGUAUCACAAAAGAAAUCGGCAAAAAUAAUCAAUGAAAGUGACGAAGAUUGAAAAUGUGGGAAUUAUUUUCGCAAAGUAUUUUAAGAAAUCCUUUUUUUUAUAAACACUAUUAUCAACUUAUAUAUAUAUAUUUAAGAUAUGAUGUAUUUUAUAAUUGUAAAUAAAGUUAUAAUCAGGCA
Gordionus sp. m RMFG-2023 is the source of this 1806-nucleotide messenger RNA. Its product is annotated as RNA polymerase-associated protein LEO1-like. Gene Ontology annotation, biological process: positive regulation of transcription elongation by RNA polymerase II; transcription elongation by RNA polymerase II. The coding region runs from base 20 to 1678 and encodes 552 amino acids. The record is from RefSeq and is a predicted model, not a curated record. Gene Ontology annotation, cellular component: nucleus; Cdc73/Paf1 complex. NCBI's taxonomy places the organism in Eukaryota, Metazoa, Nematomorpha, Gordioida, Chordodea, Parachordodidae. The transcript has 11 exons. Gene Ontology annotation, molecular function: RNA polymerase II C-terminal domain phosphoserine binding.